Molecule: messenger RNA, 1116 nt
Organism: Nicrophorus vespilloides
Lineage: Eukaryota; Metazoa; Arthropoda; Insecta; Coleoptera; Silphidae
Product: protein yellow-like
Exons: 1
Coding region: 256-1092 (278 amino acids)
Cellular component (GO): extracellular region
Source: RefSeq, a predicted model, not a curated record
GUUGGCACUUGAAUUGGGUUGUGGAGAAGGUUUCGAGGUACAACAUGAGUGGAUUUACCUGAAUUUCACUUGGCCUUCAAGAGGUGAAUACCAGAAUGCAAUAGAUAUCGGUAUGAAAUUGUACAAAGAUGAUAUCUACUUGUCACUGUUAAAGGUCAGAGAUGGAACUCCCGUAACUUUAUCUACCAUCAAAAUGUAGAAGGUUAUCGUGGAUUGCAGAAAAACACGGUGUUAAAGCCGUUUCCGUCUUGAGAGAUGAACGUGCAGAAGAACUUCAAGACUCUGCAGAACUUGCAGAGCAUGGAGAUCGAUAGCAAAGGAAUUAUGUGGGUUCUGGGUUCAGAUUGUCCAGGUAAAUUGGUGCUGCUAGAUUUGAAUGAUGGUGGUAAAGUUGUAUAUUCGUACACAAUUCCGGAGGAUAUCUGCACGAGAAAGGGAUGCUGGUUGAACGACAUAAUAUUAGAGGAAAGGUUCGAAGGAUACGCUUACAUCUCGGAAGCCAGCAACUCGGAUCCGGGUCUGAUCGUUUUCUCCAGGAAGCAAGGAAAAGCCUGGAAGUUGCGCGUUUCAUCUAUGCUUGCCGACGUGAAUGUGGUGAAUUACACUGUGGGUGGAGUCCUGGUGAAUACUUGGCUGAAUGUGGAUUCGUUAGCGAUGGCUCCCGUGCCCAAGGAUCGCUCCGAGGAUCGGAAGAUCUUCUACUCUCCCCUAAGCAGUAGAUCGCUCUACUCCAUCAGCGAUCGCAUACUUAGAAAUGAGACCGUAUUCUGUGGCAUCGAGUGGAGGACGCACGUAGAGUUCUUGCUUUGCAGACCUUCCAAUAGUGAUGGCAUGAUCGUCGAUACUCGUGGUGAUCUAUACAUGGGUUAUCUCACGAAAUUCGCCAUCGCCAAGACGGUGAGCACGAGCGUCGAGAAGAUAGUCUGGCCGGAUUCAUUUGCCAUCGAUGAUGAUGGAAACCUCUACAACCUCGCUGAUUCCGUCAACCGAUUUCUCAACAACAACGGACCACUGCAGAUUCCGAAGAAACCCAUUAUCAGAAUCCUGAAGAUGCACACAGUUACCAAAAGUUACCUGCACACUGCAUUAUAAUUUUGAAAAUAAACUUAUUGAUUU